Chelmon rostratus (copperband butterflyfish) is the source of this 2032-nucleotide messenger RNA. Its product is annotated as adaptin ear-binding coat-associated protein 1-like. The record is from RefSeq and is a predicted model, not a curated record. Gene Ontology annotation, biological process: endocytosis. NCBI's taxonomy places the organism in Eukaryota, Metazoa, Chordata, Actinopteri, Chaetodontiformes, Chaetodontidae. Gene Ontology annotation, cellular component: clathrin vesicle coat; membrane. Bases 1 to 759 code for a protein of 252 amino acids. The transcript has 7 exons.
AUGGCGACCGAGGGUCACUCCGAGUACGAGUCGGUCCUCUGUGUCAAACCUGAAGUCAACGUUUACCGAAUCCCACCUAGAGCAUCCAAUCGGGCUAUCAGGGCUGCCGAUUGGAAGCUGGAUGCUCCCGACUGGACGGGACGCAUGCGUCUGACGGCCCGGGGCAAAGUGGCCUACGUGAAAUUGGAAGACAAAAUCUCUGGGGAGCUGUUUGCCCAAGCGCCAGUGGACGAGUACCCUGGCAUUGCAGUGGAAACAGUCAGUGACUCAAGCCGUUACUUUGUGCUCCGCAUCCAGGAUGACAACGGACGCAGUGCGUUCAUAGGAAUUGGCUUUGGAGACCGAGGCGAUGCCUUUGACUUCAAUGUUGCACUCCAGGACCACUUCAAGUGGGUUAAACAGGAAAAUGAAUUCACCAAGCAGGCACAAGCUCCUGACACCACCCCUAAACUGGACCUUGGCUUCAAAGAAGGACAAACCAUCACUCUCAAUAUUGGGCAAUCAAAAAAGAAGGACAGGUCCCGUCCGCAGAGUUCAGGUGGUUUAGGGCUUCUUCCACCUCCUCCGGGGGGAAAGUUAGCCCCACCCCCUUCAUCCAGAUCUACCAAUCAUAACACACAACCGUCUGCAGGAGGAAGUGACACUGGUUUUUUGCUAGACCUGGACUCAAGCAACUCCAACUCAGCGGCUCCAUCCAACCCCACCACCACAGCCAGCUCUGACCUGUUGGGAGACUUUGACUCUAUGUCCUCGAAGUGAGGAGGGAUUCGUUUUGUUUUUCUCCCUCUUCUCUCUCUGUAAAUGUAUGCAGCACUUUUUGCAACUUUGUUUUCCCCGUUAUGGGGUCCCUUAUCUCUCCCUGCCAAGCAGGGUAACUCCCUGUACUAGUUUCUUUUAUUUUAGUUCAGUCCAAAGUCCAGUCUUAAAUAGAGAGAUUUAGAACUAUGGGCCAUCUCCAUCAUCUCUCUGUCCCCGUCCUUCUUUGGGAUCAUCUUCCCUCUCUCCUUCUGUAUCUCCACUGUAGUGCUUUAGUUUACAUUCUCCAGUGUGAACUUCGCCUUUGCCCCUUUUGUCCUCCUCUCAACGUUUUAUUUGCUAAUUUCUAUCGUAGAGUAUACAUAGCAGAAAUAUGAUCAAGGGAGCCAUGAUUAGAAACAUCUAACGGUGAAAUUUAAUAAAAUAUAAUUAUGAAUGAAUUUUAUGUACAGAGAAUAUUUAUGUCAAUGUAUAUAUAUUGUCUGUAGUUUGUAAUUAUUGUCGGUGGUGUUGUCACAUGUAGCUUAUAUUUCUCCAAGUCCCAAGCAGUGGGACUGACGAUAUGCACUGACUGGCAGUCUAGUCUGUCUAUGUAGUUAGUAAUGCAUAAAGUCUACAUUUAACGCAGGGAUUGUUCAAAUCUUAGACUUAGAUUAUAGUGAAUUUUACCACAAAAUGAUUUUACUUGAAAGAAGCGUGUUAAGCUGCAGCUGAUUUACAGAAUAUUUGCGCUCUGUAGCACUCUCUAGUGGGCUUUUACUGCAUCAUUUUGAGAGAUGCCAAAUUGAGCUGCAGCUGUCAAGCACAUAUUUCACUGGGGAUGGGUCUUGGGCACUGCUUGUAUUGCUUUAACUGUAGAUCAGUACAAAGAGUCAGGGAAGUAGGAAUGUUGGAUGCGACUGGGUGUCACCAAAAGAAAGAGAAGCAUCAAGUGCUUUUAUCUUUGCCUCAAGGGGAAACAGAGAUGAUUUAGUUCAUGUUAUGUCAUCUCAACUCAGCACAGCUGUUAAAGAUGUGACUGGUGAGUCAUUUAGGUCAUGACCUCUCUCCUGCUCAAUGAAUAGGUCUGUGUUUCUGCACGGCUUCGUCAGUCUGUGUAGAGCUUCACCUCCUUCGUUCUUUAUGAGAGGGUGGUCAGGUCAACCGCAGCAUGUCGUACUGUGCAAAUCAGUUUGAACUGUGAACUUCAAUUCCAUGUUAAGAUGUGGUGUUAUUUAUGAUAUUCUGAUGCAGACAAGUGCAACGUGGGACCAAGCUCAUUUGUGUUUGAUGCAGU